Molecule: messenger RNA, 1486 nt
Organism: Polistes canadensis
Lineage: Eukaryota; Metazoa; Arthropoda; Insecta; Hymenoptera; Vespidae
Exons: 5
Coding region: 443-1312 (289 amino acids)
Source: RefSeq, a predicted model, not a curated record
GUGUGUUUUUAAUUAUUAUAUACGGUGGUGGUGAUUGAUAUUAAAUAACUGUGAAUAUCUUCAAAAAUAUUCAUUGUUUUUCUUUUUACAUACUUUUUGUGCUUUGCCAUUAAUGAGUGAAAAUAUCUGCGAAAUGAAUUUCAUGAAUAAUUUCAUAUCGAUAAAUAAUGGGUUUCAAAGUGAGUCGAAAAUAAGUGCAACGUUUCGAAUGUUUCGAGAAUACUUCUCGAUAUCGAACUUUGAUUCAAGAGGAACGUUAAAGAAAAUUAAGUACGAAAUAUGCAAUAAGAAAAUCUCUGAGGUAGAAAUUUAUCAAUGGAAUUUGUGGAAGAUAAUUAAAUGAAAUAAAACGGCAUUAUAAAAAGUUGUGCUUGAUAUACUCAAAGAAGACAGAGACUAAAUUAUCGUGUGAUCGAACUUACUUCUACAAAACUUUAACGCAAUGGAGUCUAAGAGAAGAGGGAUUGAUAAAUUCGAUAGAUCCGAAUCUUUUAUUUGUCCUGGAAAUUGCCAGUCUGUUAGUUCAUCGACUUGGAGAGCGCCAUCUAUGAGGAAAAGUUUGAAUCUACCAAUCGAGAAUCUUCAACCGAUGGCGGACAUAAACGGCAUCCGAGAAGUUAUCGAGCGAGUAUAUGCUGGUGAUAUUACGAAUACCGCCAAAUUUGUUUUUAACGUGAUGCCUUACGUGCAGGACGGUGGUUUAAUCCUUCGGGAAAUUUUAGAAAAGAAUUUGCAAUAUUUUCGAGAAAUCGUAGAAGAUGUAGUUGAUCAAAGAAUACAGGACGAAACUGACGUGAUGAUUCAUGCUCUAAACGAUAUCAAAGAUAAGUUUAGAAGAUUGUCGAAAGCUACGGCUCGCAGAAUAACGAGAAUAAAAAGACGUCUUCAUGAAAUUUCACCAGACUUUGACUGGAUAGCCGACGGAAAAGACAAAAAGAAACUUUCGAAAUUAUUAGUUGCGAAACCCCUCGAGACGAGAGAACAGUCAGACCCGACGGAAAAACUCGUUCACCGAGUUUUCAUGAGAGGACAAUGGCUGAAGAAAGAGUUGUUGCGUUUGCAGGAAGAAAAUGCUAAACUUGGAAUAUAUUUGAAUAAAUUUCGGUCACUUGCGGAGGAAAGAAAGGAACAGGAAUUGCAUGUACCGCGUAUCCUGGAAAAGGAGAAGAAAUAUCUCGACGAAGAAUUGAACCAGUUGCGUGAAAUUUACAAAAGAAAUUUGUCCAUCAUCGAGGAACUUUAUAUCGAUCAUCGGAAACGCGCUAUCGGUUCGGAAAUUAAUUGUGCGGUACUUCGACGAGAACAUUAUUAAUAAAAUUCGAUGUUCUUUUUUACUCCUUAAACUUUCUACGCAUUUGAUUAAAUUUUAUUAACGGACAACAACUUUCUACAUCGAUGAUGUUUAGAUAUAAAUAUAACAAUUUAUCUCUUUUAUGUACUCGUAUAUAUAAUUUAUAUUAAUCACACAUCAUCGUAAAUUAACUAU